This is a messenger RNA of Mesitornis unicolor (brown roatelo), 1465 nucleotides long. It is a transcript of the gene NXN, whose product is annotated as nucleoredoxin. Lineage: Eukaryota; Metazoa; Chordata; Aves; Mesitornithiformes; Mesitornithidae. The record is from RefSeq and is a predicted model, not a curated record. Gene Ontology annotation, molecular function: thioredoxin-disulfide reductase (NADPH) activity. The annotation marks the transcript as partial. The transcript is spliced from 7 exons.
CUGAAGCUGUGGAACAAGUACAGAGUCUCCAACAUUCCUUCCCUGAUAUUUAUCGAUGCCUCCACCGGAAAGGUGGUUUGCAGGAACGGCCUCCUGGUGAUCCGAGAUGACCCAGAAGGUCUGGAGUUCCCCUGGGGGCCAAAACCCUUCAGUGAAGUUGUUGCAGGGCCUCUGCUCAGGAACAAUGGCCAGACACUAGACAGCACCGCCCUGGAGGGCUCGCACGUUGGGGUCUACUUCUCCGCGCACUGGUGCCCGCCGUGCCGAAGCCUCACGCGGGUCCUGGUGGAGUCCUACCGGAAAAUCAAGGAGGCAGGCCAGAAGUUUGAGAUACUCUUUGUGAGCGCAGACAGGUCAGAGGACUCCUUCAAGCAGUAUUUCAGCGAGAUGCCCUGGGUAGCUGUGCCAUACCCCGACGAGGCCAGGCGGUCGCGCCUGAAUCGACUCUACGGCAUACAAGGUAUCCCGACUCUCAUCGUCCUAGACCCCCAGGGAGACGUGAUCACGCGGCAGGGGCGCGUGGAGGUGCUGAACGACGUUGAGUGCCGCGAGUUCCCCUGGCACCCCAAGCCCGUGCUGGAGCUGACAGACUCCAACGCCGUGCAGCUGAAUGAGGGCCCCUGCCUCGUUCUCUUUGUAGAUUCAGAGGAUGACGGAGAGUCAGAGGCAGCGAAGCAACUGAUUCAGCCCAUAGCUGAAAAAAUCAUCGCCAAGUACAAAGCCAAAGAGGAGGAGGCACCGUUGCUCUUCUUUGUGGCGGGCGAGGACGACAUGACCGACUCCCUGCGGGACUACACCAACCUGCCCGAGGCUGCGCCCCUGCUCACCAUCCUGGACAUGUCAGCUCGGGCCAAGUACGUGAUGGAUGUGGAGGAGAUCACACCUGAGAUCGUGGAGGCCUUUGUCAGCGACUUUCUAGCAGACAAGCUAAAACCCGAGCCCAUCUAAGGGGGUUUCCACGCCAACAGACGUUACUUAAAACUAGGUCUCUCUUCCGCCGCUCGGGGAUUCUCUAGCGUGUCCUCACGCCCGACCCAGUAUCCAACCUUCUUGUGGUGCCUUGUUUUACGCAGUGAAUCCUUCUCCUAAGCAAACUCCUUGAGAUGCACUUUCAGCAGAGAGUCGUUGGCGUUUGGAGACUUCGCUUGUGCUUCAUGGUGAUAUAUUCUCUAAUAACCAGGCCAGAACUGUUACCGUAUCGUUACUUUAUACAUGGCACUAGCUAGCAGGCAGAUCUUUUUGCAUGGUGUUCUUCCCAACGUAUGCAUCAGGCAGUGGAUGAGGUUCUUGGGGCUCUUUUCUUCUCCUUCUCCCUCUUCUGUCCUUUCCUACCGCCCCUGCUGACUGAGUGACUUUAAGGAAGCAAUAAGGAAAUUGUCCCCUUCACCCCUGGCCCGUCCUUUCCAACGCGAGUGCCCUGACGAGGCCGAGACAAAGUCUUAACUGCUGGCAACCUCUAAAAGAC